GAAAAUCAGCUGGAAUGUAUCCACUCUCACACAGAUUUGAAGUGGACCUUUAUCAUGAGUCUGAUUUUGUUCUGCACUUGAACCCUCGCUAUGACGAAGGAUCUGGGUAUGUAGUGCACAACACCUAUCAGAACAACGUCUGGGGCAAAGAGGAAACCAAAUCCCAAACUCCCUUCCCGAGAGGCCAGCUGUUUGCUCUGCAGAUCCUCGUCACACUGAGCUCAUACAAGAUAAGUGCCCAUGGGAAACCCUUCUCGGAGUACAAGCAAUGUAUGCCAUUUUCAGACGUGGAUCGUGUCUAUGUGAAAGGAAUGGUGGAACUGAAUUUAGUAGCCUUCCAGUAUCUCGCACCCCAUCAUGCUGCACCUCCAGGAUCUUUUACAGUCCCAUAUAAAAGCAUCAUCCGUGGUGGAGUACAGCCUGGAAAACUCUUCAUCAUCCAAGGAGUCAUCCUUGACAAUCGAAUGGAGAUUUUUCUACGACACAAAACUGGAAUAGCAUUCUACUACAGUCCACGUUUUGAGGAGAACAUGGUUGUGUGCAACAGCUACGAGGAUGGGAUGUGGGGCGAACAGGAACAGUCUGAACUUGUGCUGUUUAAAAGAGGGGAACCCAUGCAGGUAGAUGUACAUACACAUGACUUUAUAAACCCUAGUGUCUUUCUGGUCAAAUGA
This is a messenger RNA of Cyprinus carpio (common carp), 674 nucleotides long. Its product is annotated as galectin-9-like. The coding region runs from base 15 to 674 and encodes 219 amino acids. The transcript is spliced from 5 exons. Lineage: Eukaryota; Metazoa; Chordata; Actinopteri; Cypriniformes; Cyprinidae. Gene Ontology annotation, molecular function: carbohydrate binding. The record is from RefSeq and is a predicted model, not a curated record.